Molecule: messenger RNA, 5580 nt
Organism: Eremomyces bilateralis CBS 781.70
Lineage: Eukaryota; Fungi; Ascomycota; Dothideomycetes; Eremomycetales; Eremomycetaceae
Product: nucleic acid-binding protein
Exons: 3
Coding region: 501-5453 (1650 amino acids)
Biological process (GO): rRNA processing
Cellular component (GO): small-subunit processome; nucleolus
Molecular function (GO): RNA binding; protein binding
Source: RefSeq, a predicted model, not a curated record
GUUUGUUUCCAGCCCUUAAACCAAUAUUACGACAGAGAUAUCUCGGGUCUACCAAUUGGUUCUAGUACGCCAUGAAGACGAAAAAGCGCCCAGCUGAGGCGACGUCUGAGUCGCUUCAAUCAAAGGCCACGGAUUCAACAACCACCAGAGAACGGAAGAGGCACCGAAAAAGUUCGGCCGCCGAGUCAAUCCCACCCGCUUCGACAGAGAAAACCUCGACAGAGAAACCCGAGCCUGCAAAAGCAGUAUCGCUCCUCCGGACCGAAGAGAAAGCUUUCCCUCGUGGUGGUGCAAGUGCUCUCACGCCACUUGAACAUAAGCAGAUCCAAAUCCAGGCCACCCAAGAUGUUCUGUUUGAGCAGGGUGGAGCCAAACGCACCGCUCCGGAGUCGAGUGAUGACGAAGGCAGCACUUCGGGCCGUGUGAAGGAACCGCAGACCAAGAGGGCUAGGAGGCCGAAAGGGAAAGCCAAUGCUGCGGAUGAAGCACCGAAGGAUGAUAUGGGCAUUAAACCUGAAGGACUGAGUUACAAACGCCUCGUCAUAGGUUCACUUGUCCUGGGCCAGGUCACCCGAAUCACCUCUCGAGACGUUUGCCUCGCUCUCCCGAACAAUCUGGUUGGAUAUGUACCGCUGACUAGCAUCUCACCGACUAUCAACCAAAAGGUCGAGAGCCUAUUGGAGGAUUCGGAGCCAGACGAAGCCAAUUCAGAAGAUGAAGAUGACAUUGAUCUGGAGAGCAUGUUCUACGUCGGCCAAUAUCUCCGCGCCUAUGUGACCUCCACUGAAGGACAUGCGGUGGAAACCAAAUCGAAGGCCAAGAGGCGGAUUGAACUUUCACUUGAAUCGAACCUUGUCAACAGUGGAAUAUCAAAGGACGAUAUUGUGGCAGGAUCGAUGCUUCAAGCCACCGUUUCAAGCGUGGAAGAUCAUGGACUUGUCCUCGACUUGGGACUCUCGGAGUCUUCAACGAAAGGGUUCAUGCCUGCGGCUGAGCUUAGCCCGGAAUUUCCCCUUUCCAAGAUCCAGACUGGAACGGUUCUCUUUUGUCUUGUCACGGGUUUCGAGUCGAACAAACGCGUUGUGAAGCUAUCCUGCGACAGCAAAAAACUGCGCGCUCUCGAAAAGUACUGCGUCCUCGACGCGCCAUCCAUUCGGAUCCUUCUCCCUGGAACCGCAGUGGAGGUCCUGGUCACCGAAUCCUCUGAGACUGGCGUGGUCGGAAAAGUAAUGGGCAUGCUGGAUGUCACUGCGGAUUUUGUGCACUGUGGACUGAAUUUACCAAAUCAGCGUUCAGCCGAAGCGAUGAAAGAAGGUUCCAAGGUCCGCGGCCGCAUUAUUUGUACAUUCCCGAAUGCCGAACCUCCCAAGAUGGGCGUGUCGUUCCUCGAUCACGUCCGAACCUUGCAGAAUUCUGCCACAAUCUCUGAGGGCCAUCCAGUCAUGGAAACGCGACCAUUAUCGUCUUUUGUCGACGCUGCUAAGGUCUACAAGGUCGAUCGGCUCAGAGGAUUAUUCGUCGAUGUCGGCAUGGAACAUACCCCUGGAUUUGUCCACAUUUCAAGGGUCAGCGAUAAGAAUAUUGCGUCGUUGUCGGCUUCGGAAGGGUCUUUCAAGAUUGGUUCCUCCCACCGAGCUCGAAUUAUCGGAUUCAACCAGAUGGAUGGCGUCUUCUCGCUCGCCAUGGACGAGAAAACCCUUAACGAGCCUUUCUUGCGCAUUGAAGACCUUCCCAUCGGCGAUGUGCUGUCCGGAACGGUCGAGAAGAUUGUGAUCAAUGACCGUGGGAUUGGAGGAGUUUUGGUCAAGUUGUCGGACGGCAUCAUUGGUCUGGUUCCCGAAAUGCACAUGUCUGAUGUACGGCUCGAGCACCCCGAAAAGCGCUUCCGGGAGGGCAUGUCAGUGCGAGUCAGAGUGCUCUCGACGAAUCCCGAGAGACGCCUCAUUCGUCUUACGAUGAAAAAGAGCCUGGUCAAUUCGGAUGCCACUCUUUUCAAAGAUAUCCGGAACAUUGCGCCGGGUGACUCCUCUCCGGGUACCAUCGUCAGCUUGUUGCCAACUGGGGCUGUGGUUCAAUUCUACGGAUCCGUACGUGCCUUCCUUCCAGUAUCUGAGAUGAGUGAGGCGUACAUCAAAGAUCCUGCUCAACACUUCCGGACGGGUCAAGUGGUCAACGUCCAUGUUCUGAGCGUUGACCCCGACUCGAACAAAAUGGUGGUUUCCUGCCGAGAUCCCGCUGCAUUUGGUGAAGCCCAGAAGGAAGCUUUCGCUUCCAUCCAUGUGGGCGACCUGGUCAAGGGCGCCGUCACCGACAAGUCAUCCGACGUCGUGACGUUCCGGAUAGGGGAUGCUGGUAUCAAGGCAACCCUCCACCUCAUUCAACUCACCGAUGGUUCCGAAAAGAAAUGCGCAGCGGAUUUGAAACGACUCCGACCUGGACAGACCCUCGAUAACCUGGUUGUGCUCGAGAAGGUCGAGAAACGAAAUUUGCUCUAUGUAUCAGCGAAACCUUCAUUGGUCGCGGAAACACGCGCAGGUAGUCUCAUCAAAGCAUUCGAAGAUGUAAAGGAGGGGAAGACCGUGCGUGGCUUCGUACGAGGCGUCAGUGCUGACGGGGUCUUCGUUCAGUUUGCUGGAGCGAUAGUUGGGUUCCUGCAUAAAUCCCAGCUUGACGAGAAGGCAUUGAAACUUCCAGACUUUGGGAUGACCAAGGGCCAGUCGGUGUCUGCAAAAGUCCUCACAGUCGAUCCUGCCACCAACAGGUUCUUUUUGUCGAAGAAGAGUGGCCCUCAGCCGGAGCGCUCCACAGAAAGCAAUGGUACUGACCAGAAAUCAAUUGGACAACCCGUCACCAAUGCUGUCGACGGGGUAUCCAAGCUGUCCACUGAUUAUGCCGUUGGAGUCACGACGAAGGCUCGAAUCACGGCUGCGAAGGAUACGCAGCUGAACGUUCUUCUAGCAGACAACGUUCAAGGUCGAAUUGAUGUCUCCGAAGUGUUUGACAACUGGGAAGACAUCAAAGACCGGAAGUAUCCUUUGAAAAGCUUCCAUAAAGGCCAGAUACUAUCUGUCCAAAUCAUCGGCAUUCACGAUGCGAGAAGCCACAAGUUCUUGCCCAUCUCUCAUCGGGGGGGUAAAGUUCCAGUGUUCGAACUCACUGCAAAGCCGAAGACCCUCCAAGGCGGUCAGAUUCUAUCCAUGGACCAACUUUCGACUGGCAAAACGUACACAGCAUUCGUCAACAACAUCGAUGCUAGAUGCGUUUGGGUCAACCUCUCGCCUUCAGUCCGAGGACGCGUCGAUCUCAUGGAUCUCUCGGAUGACCUAUCACUACUCUCGGAUGUGCAACACAAUUUCCCGAUCGGCUCCGCGGUGCGUGUUCGCGUCAAAUCCAUCGAUGUCGAAUCGAACAGACUUGAUCUUUCGGCGACAUCGACCGACUCCAGUGAACCCCUCACCCUCCGCGAUCUCUCCCACAACAUGGUCAUCCCAGGUCGUGUUACGAAGGUUACCGAGCGCUACCUCAUGAUCCAACUUUCUAGCACCAUCUCCGGCCAGGUGCCCUUGACGGAGCUUUCGGACGAUUUCUCCCUCGCGAAGACCUCGGCGUAUAACAACAAUGAUAUCGUCCGAGCAUGCGUGCUGAAUGUCGACCUUCCCAAUAAACAAGUCAUGCUCUCCCUACGACCAUCUCACGUCCUUAGCUCGGGCCUUCCUGUGCGAGACCCGCCGAUCGCGGACAUUUCGCAAAUCAAAAUGAACGACGUUCGUCGGGGUUUUGUCAAGAACGUGUCGGCCCAAGGCGUCUUUGUCUCGCUCAGCCCCAAGGUCACGGCGUUCGUGAGAGUCUCGGAGCUCUCAGAUGCUUAUCUAAAGGACUGGAAGUCAAAGUUCGAAGUCGAUCAAUUGGUGGAAGGAAAGGUUAUCCACGUCGACACCGACACGAACCAGUUGCAACUGAGCCUCAAAGAAUCUGUUCUGAACCCCGACUAUGUCCGUCCUCUGGGUCUCGAUGACAUUAAACGGGGCCAAGUCGUGACCGGAAAGGUCAGGAAAGUGGAAGAUUACGGUGUUUUCAUCUUGGUGGACAAUUCGAAGAACGUUAGUGGUCUCUGUCACCGCAGCGAGAUCGCGGACGAUCCCGUCAAAGACGUGAAGAGUCUCUACCAAGAAGGUGAUAUUGUGAAGGCAAAGGUUGUCAAGGUCGACUUGGAAAAGCGUAGGGUCAACUUCAGCCUCAAGGCUUCACAUUUCGCCUCUGAGGAUGAGGAUGUUCUAUCCGAGGCAGAAGAUGACAUGGACGACGAAGAAACAGGUGGGGUCGAAAUUGUCCAGGAAGGACAUCCAGUGGCCGGCCAAGACCGGGAAGAUGCUACCAGAACCGAUUCGGUUGACGUUCACAUGGGCAAUACCGAGUCGAAUGGUGCUAGUGAGCAAACCUCCACGGUUUUGGAUCGCCUGAAGGUGGCUUCGUUCGAUUGGACGGGGCUCUCUCUUGCGGAAAAGAUCAAUGGCACCAAUGAUGACAGCGAUGGGGAGCUUUCGACCAAGAAGAAGAAGCGAAGGAAGCCGGAGAUCAAAGUCGACAUGACCGGAGACUUGGACAAGUACGGGCCACGUUCAGUCGCAGACUACGAACGACAGCUUUUGGGUCAGCCCAACUCCUCGAGCCUGUGGAUUCAGUACAUGGCGUUCCAACUCCAGUUGGGCGAGGUGGACAAGGCGAGGAACAUUGCGGAACGAGCCCUGCGCACGAUCAACAUCCGAGAAGACGACGAGAAGUUGAAUGUCUGGGUCGCCAUGCUGAACCUCGAAAAUGCCUUUGGAAGCGACGAAUCCAUGCAGGAAACGUUCCAGCGAGCCUGCCAGUAUAACGACACGAAAGAGAUGCACGAAAGACUAGCAAGUAUCUACAUUGAGUCCGGCAAGCACGAUAGAGCCGAAGAUCUCUUUGCUUCCAUGGUGAAGAACAAGUCCAUCUCCCCCGACCCAACCUUCUGGAUCAACUACGCCACGUUCGUCAUGUCCACGCUGAACCAGCCCGAUCGAGCCCGAGCGCUCCUUCAACGGGCCACCCAGUCGGUUCCGAGCGACUUGCACCGGCAACUUACCAUGAAGUUCGCUGCUCUCGAGUUCCAGUCGCGCAAUGGCAACGCGGAGCGAGGACGUACUGUGUUCGAGGGGCUGGUCGACACGUGGCCUAAGAAAUGGGAUAUUUGGGAUGUCUGGAUGUCGUUGGAGAAGAGCAAGAAAGAGUCCGAGCAUGUGCGAGCAUUGUAUGGGCGCAUGAGCGAGAGGAAGAUGAAGAAGAAGAGGGCAAAGUCUUUCUUUAAGCAAUGGUUUGAUUGGGAAGAAUCGUUUGGAAGCGAACAAGGGCUUGAGGAUGUCAAGAAGCGGGCUGCUGCAUAUGUUGAAAAAAUGCAGGAAGACAAGGACAAGAUGGAGGAGGAUUAGGCUGCGACAACCAUGCAUUCCGGUUGCUUUGGAUGUGUCUUCCAAUGAAUCAGCCAGCACUGUCGUAAUCUUCAAGUUUGAUAUAUUCAUUGGCGUAUACCGCGUAAAUUACAUCACAAUUGCUCCC